CCGCUCGCCGUGGCGCCCGCACUGCGUGGCCGGGGCGAGAGCGCUCGGUGCGCGCCCGGUGUCGGGUGCCGGCGGCGCGGGGCCGCGGCGAGCGUUGGUCCAACGCCCGCAGGCGGCAAACGGCCGCGGCGGGAUGGAGCGGUGGCUGAGGGAGCCCCCGCUCCGCCCCAGGGCUGCCCCGGGGCCCCGCCGGCGCCCCCCGCCGCCCCGGCCGCAGGGGGAGGCGCAGGGUCCCCCCAGGGUGCCGCACAUCAAAGUGGAGGAGCCCGAGCCGGGGGAGGCGGGGGGCGGGCUGAGGUGCUUCCCGGCGCCCUGGGAGGGUCGGGAGGCCCUCGGCUCCGUCCGGAGAGAAAUGGCCCGUGAGCGAGGCGGCGGUGGGAAGGAGCCGCGGGAAGCCGUUGCUGUCAAGGUGGAGCCGCCCGACGUGGCCCUUGAGCCCCGCGGGGUGAGGGCAGGAGCGGGCGCUGGCCCCGCUGCCCCCCCGUGCGGGCCUGCCCGUGCCGGCACCGAUGAGCGCAGGGUGCAGCCGUGUGAGGGGCUUGGGGUCCCCCCUGGAGAUCAGAAGGUCGCGGGUGUGCGCCAGCCCUUGGCUCCGGGGUCCCGCACACAAGGCCCUCUGCUGCCGGUGAAGCCAGUGCCGCUCAAAACAGAGUCUUUACCGGAGCCUUCAGUAAAGAUCGAAACUAAAAAUAUUCCCUUCACAGUACUGCCCUCCGAUUCAGGCAUGCCAGAUGCUCCAUUUAGCAAGGACAAAAGUGGCCAUGUAAAGCGUCCAAUGAACGCAUUUAUGGUGUGGGCUAGGAUUCAUCGGCCUGCCCUAGCAAAAGCUAACCCAACUGCCAAUAAUGCAGAAAUCAGUGUUCAGCUUGGAUUGGAGUGGAGCAAACUGACUGAAGAGCAGAAGCAGCCCUAUUAUGAUGAAGCUCAUAAAAUACAACAAAGGCACAGAGAAGAAUUUCCUGGUUGGGUUUAUCAACCACGACUAGGCAAAAGGAAGCGUUUUCCACUCCCCGUUUCUACUGUAUUUUCCAGCACUUCUCAGAGUAUCGUCACUACAAAUCCAGGUGGCAUUUAUCCCUUCCAGUCACCUGCUUUCUCUGUAUUCAUCCCCAAUGUUAAGAACAGUAUUGGACAUCCACCCUGUGAGCCUCCAUCUGCCAGCUGUCUGUCAGCUUCUUCCAUUCAACAUGCUGGUCCAAUUACUCUUUUCCAGACUACUAGUGCAAGCAUUGCAUCAGUGGCUGUUCCACUUCCAGCUCUGCCCCUGCACCCUGUAAUUUCACCACAGCACAUUGCUGAACCUGCUCAGAUAGCAGGUCUUGAUGUAUCAUUUGGGCUCAAUUGCUCUCUGAAAAGACCUACACCAGUUUUCAACAGAAACCCAAGUAACAUAACCACCACCAUUGGCAGAAUUUCUGUCUCUAAUAGUGAGCUGCCAAAGGAGUACCCAGGGGUUUCUGUUUUUCCUAGAGGGAUACCUCUUCCCCAAACUGCCCCUUUUCUUCACUCACAGCUCUAUGAGCCUCCUCGCACCCAUCAGCCAGCCAGUCUAUUUGGAAUGCCUCCUCAGUUUUCGUUUUACCACCGUUACUUUGUACCUGGACCGCAGUAUUUCCCCUCAAGCAUAUGCCCAUUCAGCCGACCUCCAUUUGCCUGUGGGAAUUUCUCCAGCUCAGUGCCUGAAUGCUUUGGCUUUUAUAAAAAUAGGUACCAAAGACAGGAGGUGAUGUUUUCUGCUAUGGAUGAAGGCUAUCCUUUCAAGCAAUCCCCAGAAGAAAGUACACGUCAGAACCAGCGCAGCUCUGAGAGCCUUCAAGUAGCGCCCUGUCACAGCAGCUACAACCAGGAGCAGUAUUUAAGCCCCCUACAACAACUGGAUGUUGACGUAGUGAGGGAGGUUUUAUCACCAUACAGGCCACCUACUCCCUCCACCAGCCGCAUAGUCAAUGUAACUGACACCGAUGAGGAAGAAGAAGUAAAGUUGUUGCAAGCAUUGUAAUUUUUAAAACGAAUUAUAAUCCAGAGAAAUAGAGAGUGGGCAAGAAAUGUUUUCAGUCAGUAUGUUCAAUGGAAAACGGUAACUUUGAAGAGUUUGAUGAUCUGCUAGUAUUUUAAGAGAUUGCAUGCAGAUCUGGGGAGGUCAAAAGCCUCUGGAAUUUUUCCUGCUUCAUCAGGGCAUUGUUUGGGUCAGAAAAGCACUUAACACAGGAAUUUAGCCUUAAGCAUGUGAUAAUGUGCUUUCCUGAGGAGAGAUGUAUUUAAGUGCAUCCUUUUAAUGCCCAAAUAGGCAUUCUGAUGGUAUUUGUCAUAAUUCUGUAGGUAUUACUUAGGAGUUUUAGCAAGUGAAAUAAUUCUGGUUUAUGACUUUAAUAUAAUUCUUACUGCAGUAAAAUAUUUUAAGGCCUGGAGAGUGAAGUCAAGAAUGAUUCAGCAAUGCUUUGUAUUUUUUCUUUGAUGAGACAGUUUUAAUGUGGUUAUUCUUAACUGUAGUCUGUAUUUGUGGUACAACUGUUGUAUCACACAUUGAAAACUUAGAUCAGUUUCAGUAAUAUCUUGGUCUGCAACCAGUUCCAUUAAUAAAAGGGGGAUUGUCCAGAAGGUAUGGCAAGGCAUGGUAGCACCCAGAGAGAGGAAAAUGGAUGGCAUCUGGCCCUGUGACUUACACUAGUGGGCUGUGACUUGAUCCCUGAGCAUAGUUAUAUUGUAAGGAAUUCUCCAGAGACAACCAAAUUAUCUGAAGAAUAUCAAAGGCUUUUAAUGGAGAGAGUAUCUGUGCUGAACUUGGAGAGUAAUGAAAUUCAAAACUUUUUGGCCAAACUUUGUAAUUCAUGUUAGUAACUUUUUUUUCUUUCUCCCUUGCUUUGCAGAAUAGAUGGUUAUUUUCCU
Messenger RNA from Falco peregrinus (peregrine falcon), 2886 nucleotides. RefSeq names its product SRY-box transcription factor 30 (gene SOX30). Gene Ontology annotation, molecular function: sequence-specific double-stranded DNA binding; DNA-binding transcription factor activity, RNA polymerase II-specific. NCBI's taxonomy places the organism in Eukaryota, Metazoa, Chordata, Aves, Falconiformes, Falconidae. The transcript is spliced from 5 exons. The record is from RefSeq and is a predicted model, not a curated record. Gene Ontology annotation, cellular component: nucleus. Bases 134 to 1999 code for a protein of 621 amino acids. Gene Ontology annotation, biological process: regulation of transcription by RNA polymerase II.